CAAUUAAAUAUUUCAAAUAAAAGAUGGACAUUAUAACAAUCCAUCUGGCAAAUUGCUAAUUCAAUGUAAUAUAUAUGAAAUCAAGUCAAAACAUAUGGUCGGACCACAAUAGCGGAUAACAUAUGGAUUUGUACACAAUUUUUCCCAUAAGUCACAAAAGCUCCCAUUUCCCUCUAUAUUCAGUCAGAUAACCAAACCAGAGAGAGACCGGGAGAGAUUGGGAGAGAGAGAGGGAGAGAGAUGUCAAAGCAAACAUAUAGCAUAUGUUUAUGCGUGAAACGAAAAUUCCGGCUGAGAGAUGUGGAGGCGCCGGCAGAUAUCAAGGCUUUGUUCGAAAAUUAUUCCGAAAACGGAAUAAUGAACGCCGGCCAUUUUCACAAGUUCGUGGCCGAGGUUCAGGGAGAUGACAAGCUCACCGGGGAGGAAGCCGAGGCUUUAAUGAACUCUUUUCUCAACGAACACAAACACUUCAACAUUUUCCACCGCAACACGAGCAGCUUCACCAUUGCACACUUCUUCCGGUACCUCAUGAGUGAGAUUAAUUCUCCUCUUCCUCAUCCAUCUAAGGUGCACCAUGACAUGACAGCCCCAUUGUCCCAUUAUUUUAUCUACACAGGCCACAAUUCAUAUCUCACAGGAAAUCAAAUCAGUAGCGAUUCAAGUGAGGUCCCAAUUGUAGAGGCCCUAAAAAGAGGUGUACGAGUUAUUGAAUUGGAUAUGUGGCCAAAUUCAUCUAAGGAUGACAUCAAUAUAUUGCAUGGAGGGACAUUGACGAAUCCAGUGAAACUGAUUAAAUGUUUGAAAGCAAUUAAAGAAAAUGCAUUUGUUGCAUCAGAAUAUCCUCUGAUUAUUACGCUGGAAGAUCAUCUCCCUCCACAGCUUCAAGCAAAAGUUGCAGAGAUGGUUUCUCAAACAUUCGAAGACGUACUAUUCUGUUCACCAUCAGAAUCCCUGCUAGAGUUCCCAUCGCCGGAUUCACUGAGGACACGUGUCAUCAUUUCAACAAAACAACCCAAAGAGACAAAGAAUCUCGAGACUAGCAAAUCAGUCGAAAAAGGCGAGUAUAGUGUCGAGGUGCGUGAGUCGUCAGAAGAGAUAUCGUGGGGUAAGGAAAUCUCGGAUUUGGGCGCGAGAUUUAGCAACAGCGGUCGAGAUACUAACGAUCAGGAAUACGAGAAUGUUAAGAUUGAUAAGAGCUCGAGACAAAAUGUCGUGGCCCCUGAGUACAAGCAUUUGAUCGCGAUACGAAACGAGAAAAUGAAAGGUGGGAUUAAAGAGUGGCUGCGAGUUAGUACCGAAAAUGCCCAUCGGGUGAGCCUGAACGAGGAGAAGCUCGAGAAGGCUGUUUUGACUCAUGGGACUGAAAUUAUCAGAUUCAACCAGAAGAACUUGAUGAGAGUGUACCCGAAAGCUACAAGAAUUGACUCUUCCAAUUUCAAUCCUUUUAUUGGGUGGAUGCAUGGUGCUCAGAUGGUUGCUUUUAACAUGCAGACACAUGGAAGGCCUCUUUGGUUGAUGCAAGGAAUGUUCAGAGCAAACGGUGGUUGUGGUUAUGUGAAAAAGCCAGACCUUUUACUAAACAUUGGUCCCAAUAAUGAGGUCUUUGAUCCUAAAGUACAAUUACCCGUGAAAACUACCCUCAAAAUCAAAGUUUACAUGGGAGAAGGUUGGAAUCUCGAUUUCCACCGCACUCAUUUCGAUCUUUAUUCCCCACCGGACUUUUAUGUCAAGAUUGGUAUUGCUGGGGUGCCUUGUGAUUCAACUAUGAGAAGAACUAAGGCAAUUGAGGACAAUUGGACGCCUGUUUGGAAUGAGGAGUUCGAGUUCAAAUUAACCGUCCCGGAGCUAGCUUUGCUAAGGGUGGAGGUUCACGAAUUCGACCUGUCAGACAAGGACGAUUUCGGAGGCCAAACGUGCCUUCCGGUUUCUGAGCUGAGGAUUGGAGUUCGUGCGGUGCCACUGCACGACGAGAAAGGAGAAAAAUACAAGUCUGUCAAGUUACUCAUGCGCUUUCAGUUUAUAUGAUAUGAUUUUUUUUAUUUUUUUAUUUUUUUAUUUUUGGUGCAAUUUCUCUUUUAUAUUUUUGGAUUUGUUUGAUUUUCUUACACAAAGUUGUGCAUGUUUGUAACCUUAUGUCCGGUGCAUUUGUGUGAUAUUUUGGAAUAAUUUGGCUCUCAAGUUUCAAAUGAGUAAUAAAGGUGCGUUGAGGUUGAAUAAGAUGGUGAAAUUAAUCAUA
Striga asiatica is the source of this 2236-nucleotide messenger RNA. Lineage: Eukaryota; Viridiplantae; Streptophyta; Magnoliopsida; Lamiales; Orobanchaceae. The record is from the annotation of a GenBank genome assembly.